CUUCCCGAAGUUUUUCUCUCCUGAACUUUGACGCUGAUCGUCUCCGUGUGAAGCUCCGUGUUAAGGUGAAGAUAGAAAGUGUGUGUGAGCUGAAUUGAGCAGCAUGGAUCAGUGUGAGGACAGAGAGGAGGGAGUCCCUCCCUCUAAAAGCACUCUGUGUGGGGAACAUGAGAGCCAGACCAAAGCUCAGAGGAACCAACGAGGAACUAAACGCAAACACAAACCUGAACCCAGCUGUGUGUCCCUAAGGAGUGAUGCGUCUAAAGAUCUCCUCAUUGAUUUUAAAGUCCAGCCUGUGUCUGCUGCAGAGAGACUGACUGAAAUCCACAAGAAGAUGAUGAUGGAGGAAGAGGAGGACAGAGCAGAGUCUGCAGGGUCCAGCUGUCCGUCUGUGAGGAGUGACCAGUCCAAAGAUCACCCUCCAUUCUUCAGUGGUGAACCUGGACCAACGAGAGGGAGGAAGAGGAGUGGUGUUUGUGAGGAGGAGCAGCUGUCCUGCUGUGCUUUGUGUCAGGACGUCCUGAAGGAUCCAGUCUCUACCAGCUGUGGUCACUGGUUCUGCAGACAGUGCAUCUCCUCAUACUGGGACCAGUCUGCUUCAUCAGGAGACUCCUCCUGUCCCCAGUGUGGAGAAAGAUCCAGAAGCAGAGCUGGACUGCAGACAGCCAGUCAGAGCAGCUGUGAACAAACAGAUGUUGGUCUGCAGGAGGUUUUAGAUGAACAUAAGAUCAGUCUGAGGAGGAGAUGUGAACGUGUGACUGAAGGAAGUGAUGAAACAGGAAGUAGAACCCUCCUCAACAGGAUCUACACUGAGCUCUACAUCACAGAGGGACAGAGUGAAGAGGUUCAUACCCAACAUGAGGUGAGGCAGCUGGAGACAGCUUCCAAGAUGGACGCCCUCCAUGACACUCCAAUCAGGUGCCAGGACAUCUUUAAAGCCUUACCUGACCAACAGAGACCCAUCAGAGUGGUUCUGACCAACGGCGUGGCUGGUGUUGGAAAAACCUUCUCAGUGCAGAAGUUCACUCUGGACUGGGCAGAGGGCUUGGAGAACCAACAUGUCAGUGUGGUGGUUCUGCUUUCAUUCAGGGAGCUGAACCUGAUCAGAGAUGAGCAGUACAGUCUUCUGGAGCUGCUCCAUGUUUUCCAUCCAACAUUACAGAAGGUCACAGCAGAGAAGCUGGCUGUCUCUCAGCUUUUGUUCAUCUUUGACGGCCUGGAUGAAAGCAGACUUUCAUUGGAUUUCACCAACAGGAAGCUGCUGUCUGAUGUCACACAGAAGUCAUCAGUCAGCCAGCUGCUGACAAACCUCAUCCAGGGGAAUCUGCUUCCCUCGGCUCUCGUCUGGAUCACUUCCCGACCUGCAGCAGCCAAUCAGAUCCCUCCUACAUGUGUCGACAGGCUAACAGAAGUACGAGGCUUCACUGACGCCCAGAAGGAGGAGUACUUCAGGAGGAGAUUCAGUGAUGAAGAGCUGUCCAGCAGAAUCAUCUCCCACAUGAAGACAGCCAGGAGCCUCCACAUCAUGUGUAGUAUCCCAGUCUUCUGCUGGAUCACUGCUACAGUUCUGGAGCACAUGUUGACUACAGAGCAGAGAGGAGAGCUGCCCAAGACCCUGACUGACAUGUACUCACACUUCCUGCUGGUUCAGACAAAGAGGAAGAAGAACAAGUACCAUGGGGGACAUGAGACGAGUCCACAGGAGCUGACGGAGGCUGACAGGGAAGUUCUUCUGAAGCUGGGGAGGCUGGCGUUUGAACAUCUGGAGAAAGGAAACAUCAUGUUCUACCAAGAAGACCUGGAGCAGUGUGGUCUGGAUGUGACAGAGGCCUCGGUGUACUCAGGAGUUUGUACAGAGAUCUUCAAAAGAGAGUGUGUGAUCUUCCAGAAACCAGUCUACUGCUUUGUUCAUCUGAGCAUUCAGGAGUUUCUGGCUGCUGUCUACAUGUUCCACUGUCACACCAACAGGAAGACAGAAGUGCUGAACAAGUUCCUGGGACCAUCUCUGGGUGAAUCCUCUGUGGAUGAGUUUCUAAAGAGAGUCACGUAUAAAUCCCUCCAGAGUAAAAAUGGCCACCUGGACCUGUUUGUUCGCUUCCUUCAUGGCCUCUGUCUGGAGUCCAACCAGAGACUCUUAGUAGGUCUGCUGGGUCAGACAGAGAACAGUCCAGGAACCAUCCAGAGAGUCAUCAACAACCUGAAGGAGAUGAACAGUGAUAAAAUCUCUCCUGACAGAAGCAUCAACAUCUUCCACUGUCUGAUGGAGAUGAACCACCUCUCAGUACAUCAGGAGAUCCAAGAGUUCCUGAAGUCAAAGAACAGAUCAGAGGAGGAACUCUCUGAGAUCCAGUGCUCAGCUCUGGCCUUCAUGCUGCAGAUGUCAGAGGAGGUUCUGGAUGAGUUGGACCUGCAGAAGUACAACACAUCAGAGUGGGGACGACUGAGACUGAUUCCAGCUGUGAGGAACUGCAGAAAGGCUCGACUGACCCGGUGUGGACUCUCAGAGUCUCACUGUGAAGUUGUGGCCUCAGCUCUGAAGUCCAACCCUUCCCAUCUGACAGAGCUGGACAUGAGUAACAACAACCUGCAGGAUUCAGCAGUGAAGCUUCUGUGUGCUGGACUGGAGAGUCCAAACUGUCGAGUGGAGACUCUGAGAUUGUGGGACUGUGGUUUGUCAGAGAUCAGCUGUGAUUAUCUGGCAGCAGCGCUGAAGUCCAACCCCUCCCAUCUGAGAGACCUGGACCUGAGCAUCAACUUCAACCUGCAGGAUCCAGGAGUGGAGCAUCUGUGUGGUUUCCUGGAGAGUCCAGGAUGUGGACUUGAAACUCUGAGACUGAAUCACUGUGACCUGUCAGAGAGAAGCUGUGAAGCUCUGUCCUCAGGUCUCAGCUCUAAGUCCUCUAAUCUGAGACAGCUGGACCUGAGUAACAAUAACCUGAAGGAUUCAGGUGUGAAGCUUCUGUCUGAAGGACUGAAGAGUCCACAUUGUACACUGGAAACUCUCAGAGUGACUCAGUGUGGACUCUCAGAGACUCACUGUGAAGUUGUGGCCUCAGCUCUGAAGUCCAACCCUUCCCAUCUGAGAGAGCUGGACAUGAGUAACAAUCAACUGAAGGACUCAGCAGUGAAGCUUCUGUGUGCUGGACUGCAGAGUCCACACUGUGGACUGGAGACUCUGAGAUUAAGUGUCUGUAACCUCUCAGAGAGAAGCUGUGAAGCUCUGUCCUUGGGUCUCAAAUCCCAGUCCUCUAGUCUGAUAGAGCUGGACCUGAGUAACAAUGACCUGGGUGAUUCAGGAGUGAAGCUUCUGUCUGCUGGAGUGGAGAGUACACAUUGUACGCUGGAAACUUUGAGUCUGUCAGGCUGUCUGAUCACAGAGGAAGGCUGUACUUCUCUGGCCUCAGCUCUGAGCUCCAACCCCUCCCAUCUCAGAGAGCUGGACCUGAGCUACAAUCAUCCAGGAGACUCAGGAAUGAAGCUGCUGUCGGCUGGACUGAAGGAUCCAGGCUGGAGACUGGACACUCUCAGAGUUACUUCAACACAACAGACCUUAAUGAUGAUGGAGGAAGAGGAGGACAGAGCAGAGUCUGCAGGGUCCAGCUGUCCGUUUGUGAGGAGUGACGUGUCCAAAGGUCGAAAUCCUCCAGUCUUCAGUGGUGAACCUGGACCAACGAGGUCAGAGAGCUGGACUCACUGAAGGUCACAGUCUGCAGGGUCCAGCUGUCUGUCUGUGAGGAGUGACCGGUCCAAAACUCCACCUCCAGACUUCAAUGCUGAACCUGGACCAACGAGAGUGGACCAGCAGAGCUCAGAGGUUCCCAGUGGUCAGUCUGCCCAGCAGCAUCAAACACAGCUGGACUCCAUAUUUAUGCUGCUGGAGGACAACAUCAUCACUUUUGUGAAGAACGAGCUGAAGAAGAUCCAGAAGGUUCUGAGUCCAGAUUACCCAGAAUGCUUAGAGAGUCAGAGGAGCAGCAGCAGAGAGGCAUUUGUGAAGAUCACACUGAACUUCCUGAGGAGAAUGAAGCAGGAGGAGCUGGCUGACCAUCUGCAGAGCAAACUUCAAGCUGCAGUUUGUCAUCGUAACCUUAAAUCUGCUCUGAAGAAGAAGUUCCAGUGUGUGUUUGAGGGCAUCGCUAAAGCAGGAAACCCAACCCUUCUGAAUCAGAUCUACACAGAGCUCUACAUCACAGAGGGAGGGACUGCAGAGGUCAAUGAUGAACAUGAGGUCAGACAGAUUGAAACAGCAUCCAGGAAACCAGACAGACCAGAAACAACAAUCAGACAAGAAGACAUCUUUAAAGCCUCACCUGGAAGAGAUGAACCAAUCAGAACAGUGCUGACAAAGGGAGUGGCUGGCAUUGGGAAAACAGUCUUAACACAGAAAUACACCCUGGACUGGGCUGAAGACAAAGCCAACCAGGACAUCCAGUUCAUAUUUCCAUUCACUUUCAGAGAGCUGAAUGUGCUGAAAGAGGAAAAGUUCAGCUUGGUGGAACUUGUUCAUCACUUCUUUACCGAAACCAAAGAAGCAGGAAUCUGCAGCUUUGAAGACUUCCAGGUUGUGUUCAUCUUUGAUGGUCUGGAUGAGUGUCGACUUCCUCUGGACUUCCACAAAACUACAAUCCUAACUGACCCUAGAAAGUCCACCUCAGUGGAUGUGCUGCUGAUAAACCUCAUCAGGGGGAAACUGCUUCCUUCUGCUCGCCUCUGGAUAACCACACGACCUGCAGCAGCCAAUCAGAUCCCUCCUGACUGUGUGGGCAUGGUGACAGAGAUCAGAGGGUUCACUGACCCACAGAAGGAGGAGUAUUUCAGGAAGAGAUUCAGAGAUGAGGAGCAGGCCAGCAGGAUCAUCUCCCACAUCAAGACAUCACGAAGCCUCCACAUCAUGUGCCACAUCCCAGUCUUCUGCUGGAUCACUGCUACAGUUCUGGAGGAUGUGCUGGAAACCAGAGAGGGAGGGCAGCUGCCCAAGACCCUGACUGAGAUGUACAUCCACUUCCUGGUGGUUCAGGCCAAAGUGAAGAAGGUCAAGUAUGAUGGAGGAGCUGAGACAGAUCCACACUGGAGUCCAGAGAGCAGGAAGAUGAUGGAGUCUCUGGGAAAACUGGCUUUUGAUCAGCUGCAGAAAGGAAACCUGAUCUUCUAUGAAUCAGACCUGACAGAGUGUGGCAUCGAUAUCAGAGCAGCCUCAGUGUACUCAGGAGUGUUCACACAGAUCUUUAAAGAGGAGAGAGGACUGUACCAGGACAAGGUGUUCUGCUUCAUCCAUCUGAGUGUUCAGGAGUUUCUGGCUGCUCUUCAUGUCCAUCUGACCUUCAUCAAGUCUGGAAAAAAUCUGCUAGAAGACAAACAAACAACCUCGAUGUUGUCUAAGUUAAUUAGCACACCAAAAAUACAAUCUCUCCACCAGAGUGCUGUGAACAAGGCCUUACAGAGUCCAAAUGGACACCUGGACUUGUUCCUCCGCUUCCUCCUGGGUCUUUCACUGCAGACCAAUCAGACUCUCCUACGAGGUCUGAUGUCACAGACAGGAAGUAGGUCACAGACCAAUCAGGAAACAGCCCAGUACAUCAAGGAGAAGCUCAGUAAGAAUCUGUCUGCAGAGAAAAGCAUCAAUCUGUUCCACUGUCUGAAUGAACUGAAUGAUCAUUCUCUAGUGGAGGAGAUCCAACAGUCCCUGAGAUCAGGAAGUCUCUCCACAGAUAAACUGUCUCCUGCUCAGUGGUCAGCUCUGGUCUUCAUCUUACUGUCAUCAGAAAAAGAUCUGGAUGUGUUUGACCUGAAGAAAUACUCUGCUUCAGAGGAGGCUCUUCUGAGGCUGCUGCCAGUGGUCAAAGCCUCCAACAAAGCUCUACUCAGUUUCUGUAACCUCUCCGAGAGAAGCUGUGAACCUCUGUCUUCAGUUCUCAGCUCCCAGUCCUCUAGUCUGAGAGAGCUGGACCUGAGUAACAACAAGCUGAAGGAUUCAGGAGUGAAGCGUCUGUCUGCUGGGUUGAAGAGUCCACAUUUUAAACUGGAAACUCUGAGACUGAAUGGCUGUAACCUCUCACAGAGAAGUUGUGAAGCUCUGUCCUCCAUUCUCAGCUUCCAGUCCUCUAGUCUGAAAGAGUUGGACUUGAGUACCAAUGGCUUGCAGGAUUCAGGAAUAAAGAAGCUGUUCGUUGCAGUGGAGAGUCCAUACUGGAAACUGGAAACUCUCAGACUGAGCGACUGUGAUCUCUCGGAGAGAAGCUGUGAAGCUUUGUCCUCAGUUCUCAACUGUCAGUCCUGUAGUCUGAGAGAUCUGGACCUGAGUAAGAAUGAAGUUAAGGACGCAGGAGUGAAGCUUUUGUCUGUUGGACUAAAGAGUCUGUAUUGUGCACUGGAAACUCUCAGUCUGUCAGGCUGUCUGAUCACAGAAGAAGGCUGUACUUCUCUGAUCUCAGCUCUGAGCUCCAACCCCUCCCAUCUGAGAGAGCUGAACCUAAGCUACAAUCAUCCAGGAGACUCAGGAAUGAAGCUGCUGUCGGCUGGACUAAAGGAUCCAGGCUGGAGACUGGACACUCUCAGGGUGGAGCCUGCUGGAGUCCGAUGGUUGAGACCAGGUCUGAGGAAGUAUUCCUGUCAACUCACAAUCGACACAAACACAGUGAACACAAAGCUCCAACUGUCUGACAACAACAGGAAGGUGACACGUGUGGAGGAGGUUCAGUCAUAUCCUGAUCAUCCAGACAGAUUUGAUGUUUGGGUUCAGCUUCUGUGUAUAAAUGGUCUGACUGGUCGCUGUUACUGGGAGGUCGAGUGGAGAGGAAACGUUUAUAUAUCAAGUAGCAGUGUAUGUGGACUGUCCUGCUGGCACUCUGUCCUUCUACAGAGUCUCCUCUGACACUCUGAUCCACCUCCACACCUUCAACACCACAUUCACUGAAACUCUUUAUCCUGGGUUUUGGUUUAGUUCUGGUUCCUCAGUGUCCCUGUGCUGAGUGUAAAGAGUGUCUCCUGUUAGAGAAACACUCUGACUGUUGAACAGAUAGUUCAGUCUGUACAUGUCUGUCUCUUUCACUCACAAACACAUUUUCACAUUCAUGGAUUCAAUCAGUUGAUGUUUGAAACUCUUCUAAAUGAUUCCUUGUAAACUUCUUCCUCUUCAGUCCUUUAAAGAUGGAAGCUCCCAUUAUUCCAGGAUCCACAUGUUGUUUUUCUGUCUUUUUCCACUCAAAG
Molecule: messenger RNA, 7206 nt
Organism: Pelmatolapia mariae (spotted tilapia)
Lineage: Eukaryota; Metazoa; Chordata; Actinopteri; Cichliformes; Cichlidae
Exons: 26
Biological process (GO): intracellular signal transduction
Molecular function (GO): protein binding
Source: RefSeq, a predicted model, not a curated record